Marmota monax (woodchuck) is the source of this 240-nucleotide messenger RNA. It is a transcript of the gene Smim40, whose product is annotated as small integral membrane protein 40. NCBI's taxonomy places the organism in Eukaryota, Metazoa, Chordata, Mammalia, Rodentia, Sciuridae. The record is from RefSeq and is a predicted model, not a curated record.
AUGGCACAGGAGGAAGGCAAGGUGGACGAGGGAGAUGUCCUGGCAUUUGCCCAAGGUCCCUCUCCUCCCAGGAGUCCCCUGCAACGUGCUUUGGACACGGCCUUCCUUAUUUUCCUGAUUCUGUUCUUGACACUGCUAAUGUUGGAGGCUGCUUAUAAGCUGCUGUGGAUUCUGCCAUGCGCAAAACUGGGGGACUGGCUCCUAGGGACACCUCAGAAAGAGGAGGAGCUGGAAUUGUGA